Messenger RNA from Caenorhabditis briggsae, 1134 nucleotides. Gene Ontology annotation, molecular function: ATP binding; protein serine/threonine kinase activity. Lineage: Eukaryota; Metazoa; Nematoda; Chromadorea; Rhabditida; Rhabditidae. Gene Ontology annotation, biological process: peptidyl-serine phosphorylation; signal transduction. Gene Ontology annotation, cellular component: nucleus; cytoplasm. The record is from RefSeq and is a predicted model, not a curated record. The coding region runs from base 1 to 1134 and encodes 377 amino acids. The transcript is spliced from 7 exons.
AUGGCUGAUCCACCAAUUCUACCUCCAGCAUCUCCACCGCGACAACAGAAUCCGAUCAAUCCUAUUACUGGAACGCCACCAGCAGCUGCAGCAGCCGCUGCUGCUGGAAAUGCUGCAGCAGUUUCUGCAGUUCCAGUUGCUACCGUACCAGAAAAGGAUCGAUUGCCAAAGGAGGGAGAUGAGAUUGUCACGGAAGCUGGCAAGAAAUACAAACUAGGACCAGUUCUUGGAGAUGGUGGCUACGGUACCGUAUUCCAGUCUCAAGAUGACGACAUCAAAAUUGCGGUGAAGACGGAAAAGUUCAGUAAAUCGCAACUGAAAAUCGAAAUUGUCGUUUUGAAAGCGGCGAUGCAGGCCAAUUGUAAACACUUUUGUGAGCUCAUUGAUUGUGGAACAAAACUAAAAGAUUUCGACUACAUGAUGAUAACACUAUUGGGAAAGGAUCUUCACAAGUUGAGAUGUGAACUUCCCGAACGAAAAUUCUCCAUCAACACGGCACUUCGUAUUGGGAUUCAGACAUUGAAGGCGUGCGAAGAACUCCACCGCAUUGGAUUUGUUUCCCGUGACGUCAAGCCUGGAAAUUUUGCUCCUGGAGUCAAAGCGAAUCGUCAAAGUCGGACAAUCUUCAUGUACGAUUUUGGUCUAGCCCGACGAUAUAUUGAUAAGAACAAUCAAAUUAUUGGAUCAAGAAAAGAAGUUGGAUGGCGUGGAACAACGAGAUACGGUAGUCUGAAUGCUCAUAAAAGACAAGAUUUGGGACGGAGAGAUGAUUUGGAGAGUUGGUUUUAUGGUUUAGUUGAAAUGACAAGAGGAACACUUCCAUGGAGAAAUAUUGUCGAAAGAAAUCAUGUGCAGAAGGCGAAGGAGAACUCCCGAUUGGCUGGUCGCGUUCAGUUUCUUUUUGAAACUCCCAGUCAAUAUGAUAAAAUAUUCACAUUGAUUGAUAGUUAUUCGUUUGAAUCGGCACCUGAUUAUAACCAGAUUAACAAGUAUUUGGUGGAGGCUCGCGAAGACCGUCAACUCCGUGAUCGUGAGCACUGGGACUGGGAGGAUGAGACUGUUUCAACUACAAUCACCACAAUCACCUCAUUCUCGGAUAAGGAGCUACGCGCCAAACAUGAGCAAUCCAAAUGA